UCAGUCAGUGCAUAUACUGUCUCUUAGGUGAGAGGGUGUGUGAGUGCCCCCCGCAGGCAGAGGCCGAAAAUGAGACUAUUACUAAUAACGUUCGUUAAUUGUGCCAUACUGGCAUCUACGUACGCCGCCGGAUAUGUCGAGGGACGGGUUGGAUUCCGGAGCGGCGUCUCAGGUGGCGAAGCGGGACCGAGGUUCGAACCCCAGGUGGCAAUGAUGUGUAUUGGGCGGUCGCAGUAUCAUGCCCAAUACAUGUCAGAGACUGGCAGAUGGGUCACUGAUAGCAACUCCAAAGUCACGUGCUUGAAGGAUAAGGUUGAUAUCCUACGAUACUGCAAACAGGUUUAUCCAGAGCGGGAUAUUACCAACAUUGUUGAAUCUUCGCAUUACUACAGGGUACCCAACUUCUGCCGCGUGGGUCACGUGAAAUGCAAAACUUCUGCCUGGGUCAAACCAUACAGAUGUCUUGAAGGAUCAUUCCAGUCAGAUGCCCUUCUUGUACCUGAAGGAUGUUUGUUUGACCACAUCCACAACCAGUCUAGAUGCUGGGAGUUUGAUCGCUGGAACACUACUGCAGACCGUGCUUGUGGUGCCCGUAGAAUGACACUGAAAUCCUUUGCAAUGCUCUUGCCAUGUGGCAUUGAUGUUUUCUCUGGUGUAGAAUUUGUCUGCUGCCCCAAGAACUACAAAGGACAUGGAAAGGCUCACCCCAUGGAAGUAGAGGAACCAGUUGCACUGCCCCAAAUGGACCAUCGGGUACACCAGUCUGCAUCUACAACACCCUCACCUAAGGUUCCCACAACUACAACAUCACAGGAGGUAGGCACACGGGAUGAAUAUUUCAGCCGAUUUGAUCCACAUGAAGAACAUGAUGCUUUCCGCCGAGCAGAACAGAGACUGGAAGAACGUCAUCGUGAGAAGGUUUCAAAGAUCAUGAAGGAAUGGUCCGACCUCGAAGAGCGCUAUCAGGACCUCCGUGCUAAGGACCCACGAGGUGCCGAGGAGUUUAAGCAUCGCAUGACUCAAAGAUUUCAACAGACUGUUGAAGCAGUUGAGGCAGAAAAUGAGGCGGAGAGACAUCAGCUGACAGCCCUCCAUCAGCAGAGAAUUGUUGCUCACAUUAAUGAAAUGAAGAGAGAAGCCAUGACAUGCUACACACGAGCUCUUGCGGAAAAACAACCAAAUACGCACAAGGUUCAAAAAUGCCUCCAGAAACUUCUCCGUGCUCUGAACAAAGACCGUCAUCACACAGUCUCUCAUUACAAGCAUCUGCUUAACUCGGACUAUGAAGCAGCAGACAGGGAACGAGAUGCAACUCUGCAACAUCUGAGUGACUUGGAGCGCAUGGUUAACCAGUCCCUCAAUAUGCUAUCAAGGCAUCCAGAUCUCAAUGCCAAGAUUGGUCGUUUGAUGCGUGAAUAUUCUGCAGCCCUGCGAAGUAAGGACUCUACUCCUCCUGAGCUUUCUACUCAUGCCCCAGUUCCUCUGCCAAGUGUAACCAAGGCUGAAGAUGGAAGUUUAGAGAGUGCUAAUGAUUCAACUGAAGGUGGUGACAUAAGUGACGAUGAUGAGGAUGAAGGGGAGACUGUUAGCACAGACCAGAACAGGAAUCUCAAUGAUGAGGAGGAGGAUGAUGAUGAUGACGAAGAUGAUGAUGAUGACGAUGACGACAGAAAUGAGUCAGGAUCUGACGAAGAAACCUUCCCAGAGCAUGCAGAGCCAAAUGGUAUGACCCAAACAAGUCAUGCUGAGGCACUGGAGAGCAAUGCUGAGGAAGUUGUGAGCCAAGAUCCAGUGGAGGUUGACACACUCACUGUUGAUGGAAUGGUUAGAGAGGCCUCUCCUGUUCCCAAUGCCUCCACUCCACCUGAGCCAUUGUUGUUACACCAUGCUGAUGAUGUACAAGUGGCUCAUGCUCAGCACCACCAGAUUUCUCACUCACAAGCUAGUUACAGUGUGACCCGUGAAUCAUCUGGGAGUGAAAGUCGCGGAGUUUAUUUCACUGUAGCAUUUGCUGGAGUGGCAUUAAUGAUGGCCAUGGUUGUUGGCAUUGUUGUACUACGGCGAAGAAAUAGCACAAAUCCCCAUAACCAGGGCUUCAUGGAAGUCGACCAGGCCAUCACCCCGGAGGAAAGGCAUGUAGCCAAUAUGCAGGUAAAUGGGUAUGAAAACCCAACAUAUAAGUACUUUGAAGAAAAGUAAAAUAAGAUUUAAAAAAUGAAAAAUGAAAAAAUACUCUCCACAGUGGGAAAAUUUAAUGAUGCCAUGAUCUCUUUUUAUCUCUAUUCCAUCGCAAAUAAAAAGUGAAUGGGGGAGUCCCCUUUUCCUUAUCAGACACCUGUCAAUCAGAACUAUUUGGACUUGGAACUCGAAACUUGUAAUUAUCAACUCAUGACUUUUGUAUAGGGAAUAUACAAGAUAAUUGGUUGAAGAGAUCAAAUUAGUUGGGGCUUAACAGGUGCUGAUAAUUUUGUACUCAUUCUUUUCUGGAUCAUGCAUUGCUGGUGGUACCUUGUACUGAGGGAAAUAAUAAAGUAAUUAUCAUCUAACUAUAUCACAUAAAACUUUUUUGAAAUCUAGAAUAGAUUGAUGCUACAUACAUUAUUUUUCAGUCAUGAUUUUGGAUUGUAAAUAUUCUGAAUGCAGUGAAUUAAGAUUUUUUUUGGUCAGUUUUUUUAAGCUUACUAUGGCAUGCUAGUGAAAGCAGUUCUUGAUUCAGAAAUGAACAUUUUAAAAUUUGUGGAACUCCAGCCUUAUGUCAGAUUUUAUUAGCCUGCAUAUGAAUACACCAUUGUAUCCAUCACCGAGGAUGUUUUUCAACCAUUUGUAAUUAUCUGAAGAAGUUAAAUUUUAAUGGGAAAAAAAUAUGCGAAGGUAUAUUUGCGGUGGUGUACAUAACGACAUAAAACUUUAUAAGGAGUCUUGGUUCAUUUUCAUGAUAAUUGUACAUGUGGUUAAUCAUGUCCUUACUGAUAAAAAGCCUUGGUGUAGUUUUCAACAUAAGUGAUGCAUCAUGUCCAACAUAACUAGGAUAUAAACAAUUUUAAGAUAGAAAAGUUAUAGGUUUUUUCAUGCUUUCAUGGAACAUUAAAUAUAAAUCUUGCAAAAUAAUAUUGGCCACUUAUGUUGUAAAUUAUUAUUAUUAUGAACUUGUAACAGUAUCAGUGUUUCUAGUCAAAAGGAUUUAUUUUGAAUCUCAUUUGUCUUGCGGAACCUUAUUAUUUUUCUUGUAUUGGGGAGAUCUAUCAUAAUUAUUGAAUAUUUGCAAAACUUAUUUGUUGUGUUCACUGGCCAGUUAUGUUAAGGAGUAGUGUUGUAUAGGUAGUCAUGGCCAUCUGUUAUGUAGGUUUACUUUUGUCCUGAGUCACUGAUAAUGUUGCGUUUAACGGGUUGAUUGACAGGCCAGAAAAUCCCUAGGAAUAAAAGAAAAGGGCAUUUUAGCCGUGUCAUCAAGAACUGAGUGGCCUCAUAACAUUAUUUUUGCGCAGUCAAGUAAAUUUUACCUUCUACCAAAUAGGACAAUAUUAUAUUUUUGCCAUUAUCCACUUUAUCAAGGUGCGGUUUAGAUAUUCUUUUGUUGAGACGUUUCGGAUAGACUUUUAGAUCUGUAAAGAUUUUUUUUACAUAUACAUAUAAAUAUAUACAAUAUAUUUUUGAUCCAUUAUUUAGUUUUAUGUAUGGCUAUUUGUCUCCCAAUUGGCCUUUUCUAAGUGAUGAAUUUCAUGCUCCCCACGUGAUUUGAUUUAUUGAAGAAAUAUUCACAAAUCUUGCAUACUCUUCAUAAGGUUUAUAUUAUGAAGGGGAACUUCUAUAGCCUCAUGAGGCUAGACUUUUUUAAACAAAGGCUUUUAAGGGUAACAAAUUAGCAAUAGCUUAAAAGUCUUUUUUUAUGUGACAAAGGCUUUCGUCAUUGGAGAACAAAUACCCAGCUCUUAGUAAUAUUCUUCGUAUAUAAUAUAUAUAUGUACGUACAUGUAAGUGUUGCCGUACGUACAUAUGAGUGUUGCUGCUUGCCUUCAGUAAGCUGUUGUGCAAAUAUACACACACAAACACAUAUACAAAUAUUUCUUAACUUCUGCUUGUGCUUUUUCUCUGAAUUAGCCAAAGCAGUCUGGAGACAUGGCAUAGGUUGUAAUAAGGUGUAGUUAUAUUCCAAGUGGCCCAAACUAUUAAUGGAAAAAGGCAGUUUCUUAGUUUGAUGGAGGACUAGCUUCAAUUAAGUGAGGCUUUAUGUACCAUAUAAAGUGCUGUUUUGAUUAGUCAAUAGUCCAGGUUUUAUUUUUGUUAUGACAAAGUUUUUUCUUGCGUCCUCGUUCAACCCAAAAAGCCAAUUCCUUUGGAAUCCGGGAAUUAGUGAUCACCUAAAGUACUUUAUCCUUAAUAUACCUCCAUAUGCCAUUACUUAUGCUGUAUUUCUGAUUUAUCAUUCCUUUUUUUGUUGUGAUAUUUCUCUUGACAACAGAACAAUUCUGAAGGUUACAUUCCCUCAUUUGUCAUUUCAAUACUCUGUUCCAUGAUGUAUAUGCGAUCUAGUUUGUCGUUCACUCACCUAGAGGCAGUACAUAAAAGCUAACCCAGCCACUCACAACAUAUACAUUAGAUAUAUAUAUAUAUAUUAAAGCAUGUACAUAUGAGUGGUGCCGGGUUUUGUCCUAUCAUAGAGCUGUAUCAUUUUAUACUGCGUGACUUUUUCUGUAAUACAGAUUUCCCACAGUCGUUUUAAUACAGUAAAUUGUUUAAUUUAUAUAGUGCCAAUAGAAGGGUUCUAGAUUUUUUAUCCUUAAUUGUUUUUUUUAUUGAUUUUGUCUAAUUUAAAAUUAUAUUUUCAUGUAGUAGUGUAAAGUAUGUUUUAUUAGCAAUUUUUGUUAAGUUGCUAGUUAAUUGACCGACUCUAUUUACAUUCCUGUUUGCCUUAUUUUACUUUGCUCAUAGCUGAGGAGAAAUCGUCAAUGUAGAACUUACUUGCUAGGCUGUAAAGUGGAGUCACAAUUAGGUAUAGUAUCAACAUUUAUUGUGAAUGAAAGUCAAUGACUCCUUGUGGAAGUCAUUCAAGUGUGUAAAAACUGGAUUGAGUAGCUACAGAAGCUGCCAGGUAUAUCAAGUGUUGAGCCACAUAUCAUGUAAGGUGGAAAUCACGGCAUCUACAAUAUGCGCUAUUGGAUUCAUUCAGUGUCACAAACUAUUUGAACAAGCAGGAAGUAAGCUGUACUUAGUUUGACCGUAGAAUUAAGCAAGCAAAUCCUAACUCAAAUUUGUCUGAUAACCAAAUAAUUAACUUACAUGGAAUGUGUCUUUAGUGUUCUCUAACCACUAUAGCUUAAGAGUCUGUAUGUUUCACACACUAGCAGGUUAAGUGGUUUCUCUGCCUCUCAUCUCCCAGAAGUAGCAAAUAUAACAAUGAUUGAUAGUGAACAGGUGGUAGUUUGUUGGCCACCAAUGUAUUAGGCAGCUAUUUUUGGUCUCCAUGGAUCUCUUUAGGUAAUGAUUGCUCAAAAUUAGCACAGCUAAUCAAAUUGUAUGUUAUUUAUUGAGAACUGUAAAAAUAAGUCAUACUAUGGGAGUUGAGGAUGUACUUGAUCUGAAAUAAAUGUUCCAAAAAAAUGGUAAA
Macrobrachium nipponense is the source of this 5605-nucleotide messenger RNA. It is a transcript of the gene Appl, whose product is annotated as amyloid-beta-like protein. Lineage: Eukaryota; Metazoa; Arthropoda; Malacostraca; Decapoda; Palaemonidae. Gene Ontology annotation, molecular function: transition metal ion binding; heparin binding. Bases 70 to 2199 code for a protein of 709 amino acids. The record is from RefSeq and is a predicted model, not a curated record. Gene Ontology annotation, biological process: axonogenesis; central nervous system development. The transcript has 13 exons. Gene Ontology annotation, cellular component: neuronal cell body; neuron projection; membrane.